Molecule: messenger RNA, 1186 nt
Organism: Drosophila gunungcola (fruit fly)
Lineage: Eukaryota; Metazoa; Arthropoda; Insecta; Diptera; Drosophilidae
Gene: Tmlh
Product: trimethyllysine dioxygenase, mitochondrial
Exons: 2
Coding region: 59-1153 (364 amino acids)
Biological process (GO): carnitine biosynthetic process
Cellular component (GO): mitochondrion
Molecular function (GO): iron ion binding; trimethyllysine dioxygenase activity
Source: RefSeq, a predicted model, not a curated record
UUGAAAUACUAGUUCACUUUCACUCCUGUGAUCAUUCGGUCGUUCUAUUGACAUUAACAUGCUACUCUUGAAGCAUCCGAAAACCGGCCAAAGUCUGGAGAUCAAUGAGUUUUGGCUCCGCGAUCAUUGUCGCUGUGGGGAGUGCCUAAAUUUGGAUACAAAUCAAAGGCGAUACGAUCUUUUAGAUCUGCCAGCUGAUGUGAAAUCGUUGGAGGUAAAGUGCGAAGGGAUAAGACUACAAGUGCAAUGGAGUGACGGUCACCAGUCCAGCUAUGACCUGGACUUUAUCUUCGAUUCCCAGCUGGAGCGGUUGAUAAGCCGGCGAUCAAAGUCCACUAAUCUGACGCCCUGGAAUCGUUGUAUUAUUUUGCAGAAUGAACGGCACUUGAGAUUCUCUUUGCCCCAGCUCGUUUCCAGUGAUGAGGUGGUCAGAUCUUUGGUUGAAUCUCUGGUUCGCUAUGGCAUUGUUUUCAUCGAUGAUGUGCCGCCCACUCCAAACAUGACCGAACUGGCUCUGCGUCGGGUUUUUCCCUUGAUGAAAACAUUCUUUGGUGAAAUGUGGACUUUUAGCGACAAGCCCGAUCACGCGGACACCGCUUACACCAAACUUUAUCUGGGUUCCCAUACGGAUAAUACGUAUUUCUGCGAUGCAGCUGGACUGCAGGCCCUGCAUUGCAUCGAACACUCGGGUUCGGGCGGUGAAAAUUUCUUUGUGGAUGGUCUGCAUGUGGUGCACGAACUGAAGCGUCGCUUUCCCUCCGCCUAUGAUGUGUUGUGCAGGAUCCAGGUUCCCGGGGAGUACGUAGAAAAAGGGGAGCACCAUCGCCACACGGCCCCCAUUAUCCGGAUGGAUCCCCUGACUGGGGAAUUCGUUCAACUCAGGCUCAAUGUCUACGAUCGGGCUGUGUUCGAUACAAUUCCACAGCCGCAGAUGGCCGAGUUCUAUGACAGUCUGCGGAAACUUCUGCAGAUUGUUAGGGACGAAGAGCAGCAGUGGAGUCUGAAGCUCUGUCCCGGCAGCAUUGUGCUCUUCGACAACUGGCGGGUACUCCAUGGUCGCCAGGCUUAUACAGGAAGUCGCACUAUGUCCGGUUCUUACGUGCAGCGAACUGACUUUUUAAGCAAGGCUCGAGUGCUGGGAAUUAUAGAGUAAACCAGUUUUUGAUAAAUAAAUCACUUUGAUUGC